Molecule: messenger RNA, 2554 nt
Organism: Eucalyptus grandis
Lineage: Eukaryota; Viridiplantae; Streptophyta; Magnoliopsida; Myrtales; Myrtaceae
Product: 5'-nucleotidase domain-containing protein 4
Exons: 17
Coding region: 521-2323 (600 amino acids)
Molecular function (GO): 5'-nucleotidase activity
Source: RefSeq, a predicted model, not a curated record
CAUCUCUCUCUCUCUCUCUCUAUAACCGAACCAACAAACAAGGUCGCACCCACCAUUUCUAAUUUCUGCAACGAGCGAAAGCAGAACAAAUCCCCAGCUCCACGCGAAUCUUCCCGGGAAUCAAGUUCUCUCUCUCUCCCUACAAAGAUGCAGAGACAGUUAGUCAUCCACUUCCCGAUGACAAAUAAUCAUUCGAUUCGGUCCGCAUCCGAAUCGACGAAGACCACCCAGUGCAGAUGAUGCUUCUGCUCGAGGUGGACCAACGGUGGCCAUGGUGGUGAUGACGUCAUCGUUAUCGUCGCUUAGAUGCCUCUGCUCGCAACCGAAUCGCCAACGUGGAAUCGCUCACUGCUGCCGCUGCUGCUGCUAGCACCCGAUUCCGAUUCCGAUUCCGAUUCCGUUUCCGUUUCCGUUUCAUCUUCUGCCUCCUCGCCUCCACGCGUGUGGUCUGCAUUAUUCCCGAGGCGAGGACGGAGAUGCCUGUGUAAAUAUAGCCACCAGUCCUCAUUUCCCUUCCACCAUGCGAGUCCCGAAGAAGCCCGUCUCCUUUUGCCUCUCUCUCUUCCCUCCGCUCUCGCCUCUCGGCUGCGACUCUCGCGUCUGGUUCGGCUCGCGCUGUCUCUCGAGGCCCGCGCGCUUCUCCGUUAGGAGGAGAGGGAUUCUCACUUUAGGAGCCUGUCAGUUGCAUGCAAGUUACUCGAUGGACGGGAUUCAUGCAACCACUGUUGAUGACAGGACUUUAGACUGUUCACAGAUGGGCAGUUUUGAAAAUAAUGGUUUGAAGCCGUGCAUAUGGUCAGCUCCAGAAGGAGGACAGAAGAUUGACAUAGCACAGCAGAUCUUUUGCAACAGAUCAUUGAAUAUGAGGAAUAUUGUUGCCGUGGGGUUUGACAUGGACUACACUUUGGCUCAAUACAAGUCUGAUACUUUUGAGUCCCUUGCUUAUGAAGGCACAAUCAAGAAACUGGUCUAUGAUUUGGGAUACCCUAUCGAGUUGUUGGAAUGGUCCUUUGAUUGGAAGUACAUGGUGAGGGGAUUGGUUCUUGAUAAGAAGAGAGGCAACAUCUUAAAGAUGGAUAGGCAUAAAUAUGUGAAAGUAGCCUACCACGGGUUCAGAGAGUUAAGUAAGGAAGAGAAAGUCAGCACCUAUGGCAAUACUCUGAUACGAGAUUCUUUUGAUGAGCCAGACUAUGCCCUUAUUGAUACCCUGUUUUCGCUAGCUGAAGCUUAUUUGUUUGCACAACUAGUUGAUUUUAAGGACAAGAAUCCUGGAAAGAUUGCAGAAGGCACCAACUAUGCUCAUAUGUACAAAGACGUUCGAGCUGCAGUUGAUUUGUGUCAUCGAGAUGGGACUUUGAAGCAAAUGGUUGCAAAAGAUCCUAAAAGGUAUAUCAAUGAGGAUGCAUGCAUAGUACCUUUGCUCAAAAUGCUCAGGGAUUCUGGACGUGCAACAUUCUUAGCAACGAACAGUUUAUGGGACUACACGAAUAUUGUAAUGAAUUAUCUUUGUGGUCUCCAUACAUCAGGGGGUAAUACCUCCUGCAAUUUUGACUGGCUCCAAUACUUUGACGUCGUCAUCACCGGCAGUGCAAAGCCUAGCUUUUUCCAUGAGGAUAAUCGGGCCAAUCUUUUUGAGGUUGAACCUGAGUCCGGGAUGCUGCUUAAUACUGAUAAUGGCACUCCAAUGCCUCAGGUAGGAGACACUGUGCCAAGAUUGAUGUUGCAGCCAUCAAAUAAGGGUUGCAGAGUUUUUCAGGGAGGAAAUGUUGGUCAUCUUCAUAAACUACUGUCCAUUGAGUCAAGUUCACAGGUUCUUUAUGUUGGGGAUCACAUCUAUGGGGAUAUAUUGCGCAGUAAAAAGGUCCUCGGUUGGCGUACGAUGCUUGUUGUUCCGGAGCUUGAAAGGGAGGUUAAACUUCUAUGGGAAUUAAGGGACAGCCGCAAGCAACUCAGGUUAAUGAGGAAUGAGCGGGAUCAUAUUGAAGAUAAAAUCCAUCAUCUAAAGUGGUCUCUCAAGUUUGAAAGUGUUAAUCCUGAAGAGAAGCGAAAGUUAUCCUCCGAUGUGGAAGAACUGGAGUCUCUAAGGAAUCAAGUGCGCCUCAGCCAUCAACUGGCUCAAAGAGAUUGCCACCAUAAGUUUCACAAAGUCUGGGGACAACUUAUGAAGACUGGAUAUCAGAACUCCCGCUUUGCCCAUCAAGUCGAGAGAUUUGCCUGCCUCUAUACAAGCCAAGUAUCAAACUUAAGCCUGUACUCACCGGACAAAUACUACAGACCCAGCGAAGACUUCAUGCCUCAUGAGUUUGAUAUUCUUCCCCUGUGAAUUUUUAGGCCUUGCCUGUUGAAUCUUGGGACCAAAGUGAACCCAAACGAAUUAAUUUGCUUCUGGGAAAGCAAGAUCUCCACAGCCUAGUGCUCACGAGGUUUGAGUUCUCUCUAACUGUAGUGGUAUGGGAAUGUAGUCUUAAUUGUACAUUUAGAAGCAUUGCAGUCUCCUUUCCCUGUAAUCUCAAGACAGCAGCCCCAACUUUUAUGAAAGAAAUGGCUUUAUGAA